AUGGAAGUUGACCAAUGCACUGCACCUAUGAAAACCGGUGCACCCUUCGUGCAUCUCCCGAGAACAAUAGGAUGGGACGAAAUUUCCAAACGGACAGGCUUGUCCUUCCGGAUUCGCAUCCCUUCCCCAUGCCAAGGGACGCCAGGGCCAACACCUGCGUUCGCCGUCGGGACGACAGGGCCAACACCUACGUUCGCCGUCGGGACGGUGGAGGAGACAGGACUGAUGAGAUAUCCGAUUCGGAGAAACACUUCAGAAAAGGCAAAGAAGCUUGGAGCCAAGAUCAAACGACAGAGAAAUUACUAUGGAGAUGCAUGCAAUCCUAAAGGAAUCCCUAUCUCGACACGAAACAAUUACGUGGAUUUUCAUCUGCGUAAAAUUCCUCACAACUGA
Molecule: messenger RNA, 393 nt
Organism: Darwinula stevensoni
Lineage: Eukaryota; Metazoa; Arthropoda; Ostracoda; Podocopida; Darwinulidae
Source: the annotation of a GenBank genome assembly